Molecule: messenger RNA, 1446 nt
Organism: Neltuma alba
Lineage: Eukaryota; Viridiplantae; Streptophyta; Magnoliopsida; Fabales; Fabaceae
Product: germin-like protein subfamily 3 member 4
Exons: 1
Coding region: 643-1323 (226 amino acids)
Molecular function (GO): manganese ion binding
Source: RefSeq, a predicted model, not a curated record
UUUUUUUUUUUUAUUUGAAAAAAAAAUCAUAUACUCUCCUAUUAUUCUAUAAUAUGUAAUUGCGGAUGAUUCAAAAUCAAUACAAAUUGUAUACUUUGCUUUCUACAUCAGAAGUCAGAACCUUGUACUUCACGUCUGAUAUAACUCAUCCUAAAUAGAAACAUAGCCUAAAAAUUGACAGCAUAUCUUCUUUGAAUUUGACCCUUUAAAAGUGGAUACCUGUUUUCCUCUGACAAUUAUUCAACAACUAAGCCAUUCCUCAUAUAGCAUCUACCGCUACAUUAAUGAAUGUUAAUUUUAAUAUAGUGGCACACAAAUGUAAUUUUCGCACUACUGGGCCUUCAGGUCUCAAAGAUAAUGGACAAGCCAUCAAAGAUCAGUCUUUGAAUUACAGGUAUAGGACUUCAGGGCAGGACCCAAUAAAUUUGAUUAUGUUUCUUGCAAGCAAUGCACUUCCUAGUUGCAAAAACCGGUAGUGAACUCCAAGACUGCCAUAACUUGUAUUUCUUGCAACUCCAUAACUAACACAUCAAGGUCUCAUAGCGACCACACACUCACACACAUAUAUAUUGGAAGAAAACUACCUGAUUUUUCAUUAUAGACAAUAGAGCAAGACGAUAAUCAGCUAAUUGGAGAUUCAGGAUGAAAUACUUGAACCUUCUUUCAUUUGUGUUCUUUAUUGUCUUCACCAGCAUCCAGGUUUGCUUGGCAGACUGUGAUAAUCUACAAGACUCUUGUCCAGCAGUUCCUCCUGAAAAGCAGACAAUAUUCAUCAAUGGUCUUCCCUGCAAGAACCCAGAGAAUACAACAGCUCAAGAUUUUAAAACCUCAGAAUUGAGCGAAGCUGGUUCUACUGACAACAUUUUCUCUUCGUCCAUGAAGAUUGUGGGUGCUUCAGAGUUUCCAGGUCUGAACACUCUUGGACUCUCCAUCGGCAGAAUUGAUAUUGACGCAGAUGGUCUUAUAACUCCUCAUUAUCAUCCAAGAGCUACUGAGGUCAUCUUUGUCACCAAAGGUAAAUUGGUGGUUGGAUUCCUCGACACCAAAAACCAGCUUUUUCAGAAGUUUCUCUCUGCAGGCGAAGUGUUUGUGUUUCCUAAGGCUUUGCUCCACUUCAUUCUGAAUCGAGGCUUUGAAGCUGCUACAGUUAUCUCAGUGUACAGCAGCCAAAAUCCAGGGUUGGUAUCCUUCACUUCUGCAGCAUUUGAUAACACAUUGGAAUCAAUAGAGAAGCUAAAGAUAAGACUUACAUCACUCUCUGCCUCAGAAAUUCACAACGUUAACGAUUUGAGUUUGUCAGGAUUGGACAACAUUCACUUUUAGCCAUAUCAAACUAUUGUCACGUCAGUUCCAAAAUUAUAGUGGAAUUUUUUUUUAACAGUUUUACUAUUUAUUGAAUGAAUGUGUAAGUUUACGUUGGUGAAAUGAGUUCGUGGGCCACGUAAA